CCACCCUGGAAGCAAAGACUAGUCUCUCCAUGCUGCAGCUCCUUCCCCAGCGUUUAUCUGGGGGAGGGCGGGACAUUUCUCCCUGAGCAAAAGCACAAGAAGAUUCACUCCAAGGGACAGGUUGAUCCUGCAGUGAUGGAUUCAAUCCCCGACCUGUACGAGACUCCUGGGGACAGGCUGGACUACUUCCUGGAACACUGCCUGCAGCCCAAGAGGGACUGGAAAGAGGAAGGGCAGGAUGCCUGGGAUAGAAUUGAGGGGUUCCUUCGGGACCAAUGCUUCCGUGAUGAGUUUCUUCUGGGCCAAGAAAUCAAGGUGCUUAAGGUGGUAAAGGGAGGCUCCUCGGGAAAGGGGACAACGCUGAACCACAGAUCCGAUCAGGACAUGGUUCUGUUCCUGAGCUGCUUCUCCAGUUUCAAACAUCAGGCGAGAAACCGAGAAUCCAUCAUCAACUUCAUUGAGAGCAAGCUGCUUCACUGCAGGAAAAGCCUGGCCUACAACAUCACUGUGGUUAAACCCAGAGAGGGAAAUCGGAUCCCUCGCUCCCUGACCUUAAAGGUCCAGUCCAGGAAGAGUGACGACAUCAUUCCGAUGGAUGUUCUCCCGGCUUAUGAUGUUUUGGGACCCUUUUCCCGAGACUUGAAACCAGACCCAGAAAUCUAUGAAGAGCUAAUAAAGAGUAGGGGCUACCCUGGUGAAUUCUCGCCCAGCUUCACAGAGUUGCAGCGACAUUUUGUGAAAAGCCGCCCGGUUAAACUGAAGAACCUCCUCCGGCUGGUGAAGUUCUGGUACAUGCAGUACCUGAGACGUAAAAAUAGAGGAGUAACAUUGCCCCCAAAAUAUUCCCUGGAGCUACUGACCAUCUACGCCUGGGAAAUGGGUACAGACAGCAGCGAAAGCUUCAAUUUGGAUGAAGGGUUUGUAGCCGUGAUGAAGCUCCUCAGAGACUACCAGAACAUCUGCGUAUACUGGACUAAGUACUACGAUUUCCAAAACCAGGUCGUCAGAGACUUUCUCAAAGAACAGCUGAGGAGAGACCGGCCCAUCAUCCUAGACCCAGCUGACCCCACCAACAACCUAGGAAGUAGAAAUGGAUGGGACCUGGUGGCCAGAGAAGCUUCCUACUGCCUGAGGCAGGCCUGUUGCCGGACCGAAGACCCCAGAGGGAGCUGGGAUGUACCGACAGCACGGGACAUUCAGGUGACAGUGAAGCAAAGAGGAAAAGAGACAUGGAGCCUCUCGGUAGACCCCUAUAGCCCCAUCAGCGAGAUGAAGGCAGAGAUCAAGAGGACAAAUGGCACCCACGGAGAGCUACGCAUCUCCUUCCAGGAGCCACAAGGGGAAAGGCAACUGCUCAGCAGCCAGAAGACCCUAUCGGAUUACAGAAUAUUCUCGAAGGUGACCGUCCGGGUGCUGGAGACAUUUCCUCCUGAGAUCCAGGUCUUUGUGAAGGAUUCCAGUGGCCAGAGCAAGCCUUAUGCCAUCCGCCCUGAUGAUACCAUCUACGACCUGAAGGAGAUAAUUGAAGAUGCUGGAGGGCCUCAUAUAGAGGAUCAGGUACUGAUGUUGAAGGAUGAGGAACUGGAAGAUGAUUGCAGCCUUUCAGAGCUACAAAUCAAAGACUGUGACACCAUCCAGCUCAGUAGGGCGGUCUAGUCCUAGUCUGGCUAUGAAUGGUAUCAACACCUAUAGUCGUAUGCUUCCCCACCUCAUCCCUUUACCCAGAUGCUUUAUUCUGUCGGAGGCUUAAAUAGCAACAUAUCCUCUUGCUUAAAACCCUCCUGUGAGCCGGGCGGUGGUGGUGCACUCCUUU
Molecule: messenger RNA, 1813 nt
Organism: Chionomys nivalis (European snow vole)
Lineage: Eukaryota; Metazoa; Chordata; Mammalia; Rodentia; Cricetidae
Product: 2'-5'-oligoadenylate synthase-like protein 2
Exons: 6
Coding region: 136-1656 (506 amino acids)
Biological process (GO): defense response to virus; regulation of ribonuclease activity; negative regulation of viral genome replication
Cellular component (GO): cytosol; membrane; nucleoplasm
Molecular function (GO): double-stranded RNA binding; protein binding; 2'-5'-oligoadenylate synthetase activity
Source: RefSeq, a predicted model, not a curated record